AACCCUUUGACAUAUUUUAAAAAUAAAAAUCGACUCUGGAAAAUGGCGGCGCCCAUGUCGAUGAGACCGCAGCAAUAUCCAGCAGACGAUAUCCUGAAUCAUGUGAGAAGUUUUGUGAAAGGCUGCAAUGUUCGUACAGGUCAGAAGUUAACCAGUGUUGAGCAUGCCCGCUGUGCCAUAAAGCUGCUACGGACCCUACCCUCAGCAAGAGCUGCCGUGUUUGAGCACCUUUGCAAUGUUUUCAAUGAAAGUGUUAAUACUCACCUUUGUGAGUUAGAUGGAGAAGCGAGCAUUGGUCCAUGUCUCGACGAAGCCAUUCAUGAGAUCUAUGAAGUUCUAAUUGACUUUGUUGAUAUCAACUCCACAACUUGGGCACCCAUCAUCUUUACUUGGUCCAUUGAUCUCUUGGGGCAAGUAAGUCGGAACUAUGCAUUACGACGAGGUGUUCCUCAUUCUUCAAAUCUCAAUGAAAUUCUUCAAUUGUGGAUGACAUGCAAAGGUACCAGAACCCUAAUGGAUCUUUCUACUCAGUGUAUGUCCAACAUGAUUGGCAGUUGUCCUGAUUUGUGUGUGAAUGCCUUGCUCGAUGCCUCUGUCACAUACUCACCUCAUUUUGAUUGGGUAGUUGCUCAUAUUGGGUCUUGUUUUCCUAACACUAUAAUAACCAGGGUGUUAGCUUGUGGUUUAAAAGAUUUCUGUAACACUCAGUCAGAGGGCGCUGCAGGACCAGAGCAGAAAGUUCCAAAAAUGGCAUCUGUUGUUGGAAUUCUUGGGCAUCUAGCCAGUCAACAUUCUCAGGAUAUUCGAAAAGCUUUACUGGAGUUAUUCCAGGAAAGUCUUACUAGUGAAAAUGAGCAACAGUUGCAGACAGUGCCAUUCUUACUCCAUCUGGCAACCAUGUCCAUCAUGCUUUUAAAAGUCAUUACCACAGAUUUUGUGCAUUCAUUAACUCCAUCAGUAUUGAACAGACUAUCAGAACAAUUUGCCAAAUCUCCGAUAAUUAAACGGGACCAAGAAAGCCUAAUCCAUGUGGUUAUUCACCUGAUAUGCAAAUCAGGCAAUGGAGCUUUUAAGUUACUGCAAUUUUUGCUGGAGACUGCUUCUGGAAAUUUCCAUGAUGAGGCUGGGGAGGAGAAAGUGAACCAGGUUGUACAAGAUAACUGUUCAUUGGUCCUGGACUUACUGCUGUUAGAUCUACAGAGGUCUGUAUACAAUAAGACAGGUAGCAUUGUCCAGAAGAGUUCUGAAGACCACACUGAAAUCCCUUUCUUGGAGGAAUUACAGAAACACACUGAUGUACUUUGUAAGGACAUCUUAAAAACAGAUUGCAAAAGUUGGUUACAGCGUUUAUUGUGCCUUGUAGCUGUCCACUGUGGAGAAAGUUGUGGCUCAGAUAUACUUAGCUUCAUUGUUGUAAAUCUAAAUGACCAUGAAAAGGCAAGCCUGUUUAUAGUACUACAAGCUGAAAUGGAAGCUGUGUUUCCAGGGGUCCUUGAUCAAACAGUUAAGAAAACCCUGAGUCGUAUGCAACAUCUGGACACAGUUGCUUCUAUUAACUUGUUGAAGAACCUUGUUUGUUUGGUGCAGUGGGAGAAUAGUCCGGAAGGUCGAACAACUCCCAGGAGACGGGUUCAGGAUUGUCUGCAGUAUUACCUCCAGAUGAUCACGGCCCAAUUACACCAUUCAAGUCGAGACGUCUCCUCAGAAGCUAUCAAACUCAUGAUGCUGAUUGGAUUACCUGAAAGCAUUUCCUUAGCAACCAUUUUAAAUGUUGCAACAUCAACAGUGGAUUAUUAUUUCUCUGUCUUACACAUGGAAGACUCUGCACAUAGGCUUAGUCUACUUACCUGCUGUUGCAAGGUUCUAGAAAGUCUCAGCAAAAAAGCUGUGGGACAGACUAUUUUACUUAAAGAACUUGUGGAGGGCGCCCUUCAACAGGAAAAUGCCUUCUUAUUUAGUGGGAAAGUGGAGAGAUAUGUGGAUGAUGCUACAACUACUAGCGAGAAUAAGCUGCUGUUACUACAAGAGAACCAAAAUAUUGGUUCGACUGUGUCAUUCUCAAAACGAAUGACUAAUGUCUUUCAUGGGGGAACUGUGGGCAAGGGAGUCAGACCAAAGGUCAAACUCAUAACCAUCCCAGAGGACAUGGUUCUUAUGAAUGUGCAGAGUUUCACAUCUGUGGUAUACAGUUGUUUGGGUAGUGACCCAUUACUUUCACACUGUGCCACGCAAACAGGAACAGAUCCUCACCAAACAACACAAUCCAAUACAUCAACUACAGUUGAUAUACCCGAAUCAAGGAGAAAGUCUGGAACUGAGGUCCUAGCCCGUCUGUUAGUGGAGGUCAUCUGUCCUGAUGUUACACACGCCAACUCAGUAUGGCCAGAUGAAGAACAUAUUAGGAACAAGAUGAAAAUAGAUCUUGAAAUUCGAUGCAAGUUUGACAACAAUCCUAUUUUGUGGGAGUUGAUGGACAUGGUCUCCAGUGACUGUAUCGCCAUGUGUCAUUGUUCACCGUUGCUGUACAGUACGCUGUCUACGGUGAUUAAUUAUUGGGAUACUACACGUGUUAGCAAAGCUAAAGAGGCUCCGUGUGAAUUACAGGCAUCAUGCAAUAUCAUCAAAUACCUCAGUAAGGCCCAGUUGUUGGCACAACCUUUUUGCUACAUUGGUGAAAUAUUGGAACACUUGGAUCCACAUGAGGUGUUUGUUUUGCUGUCAAUUGUCUGGGCAAAUAUGAAGGAGAAUCCACCAUCAGAUGCUAACUAUGUACAAAUAUCAACUGACCAACCUUUGACCCGAAAAACACCACUUGUUUGCAACCCUAAACAUGUCGAGACAUUGAGGAGCAUCCUGCAUCAGAAUAUUGAUAUAUUUGGACAUUUGUUCUCCCGAUUCUUCCCCACCACCAGUACGACUAGUAUAUAGAUAAAAAAAAUAUCAACCAAAAAACGUAAUAGUAGGCAAUGUAUGUGUACAGUGCUUUUACAUUUUCGUAACCAGUCAUAUCGAAAUUUCAAUUAUGAAGAUGUCAAAUAUAGGGAAAAUUUUCUCUGCUUUCAA
This is a messenger RNA of Anneissia japonica, 3063 nucleotides long. RefSeq names its product integrator complex subunit 5-like. Gene Ontology annotation, cellular component: integrator complex. The transcript is spliced from 19 exons. NCBI's taxonomy places the organism in Eukaryota, Metazoa, Echinodermata, Crinoidea, Comatulida, Comatulidae. The coding region runs from base 43 to 2928 and encodes 961 amino acids. Gene Ontology annotation, biological process: snRNA 3'-end processing. The record is from RefSeq and is a predicted model, not a curated record.